Molecule: messenger RNA, 1730 nt
Organism: Benincasa hispida (wax gourd)
Lineage: Eukaryota; Viridiplantae; Streptophyta; Magnoliopsida; Cucurbitales; Cucurbitaceae
Product: peptide chain release factor APG3, chloroplastic
Biological process (GO): chloroplast organization; translational termination; plastid translation
Cellular component (GO): chloroplast
Molecular function (GO): translation release factor activity, codon specific
Source: RefSeq, a predicted model, not a curated record
UUCCAUUUCCAGUUUUAUUCAUGGCCAAACACUACACACACCAUUUCAUCACUCUAUCUUUAUCCUCUCUCUCUUCUUGGUUCUGCUCUGAAUUUCAGCGGUUAGCACCUAGCCAUGAAUAUCUUCACGCCGACCUCCGCAGCUCCGGCGAUUCCGAGCUGUUUUUUUCUUCCGCCGCGACACAGUGACUUCUCCGGAAGAUGCUCUCUGGAAUUCAAACGUUUCGCACCUCCGUUUAGAGCUUCAACUCUCAUUUGCAUGGCGGAACCUUAUUUGAUCGUGAAGCUGGAAUCUGCUGAGAAGACGUGGAAAGAAUUAUCGGUCAAGCUGGCAGAUCCAGAUAUUGUCUCGAACCCCACAGAGUAUCAAAAACUUGCCCAAUCAAUGUCAGAACUUGAUGAGGUGGUAUUGACUUUCAGAAAAUUCAAGGAAUGUGAAAAGCAGUUAGAGGAGGCCAAAGCCUUAUCAAAAGAGAGUGGGAAUGAUGAGGAUAUGGUAGAGAUGAUUGCUUUAGAAAUCAGUUCUUUAUCCAGUCAACUCAAAGAUAUCGAGGAGAACCUUAAGGUGAUGUUGCUUCCAUCUGAUCCUCUUGAUGCAAGAAAUAUUAUGCUUGAAGUCCGGGCAGGUACAGGUGGUGAUGAAGCUGGAAUCUGGGCUGGUGAUCUUGUCCGUAUGUACCAGAAAUACAGCGAGCGGAAUUCUUGGAAGUUUUCCCCUGUUUCAAGUUCUGAGGCUGAAAAAGGUGGAUUCAAAACUUAUGUGUUGGAAAUCAAAGGACAACGUGUCUAUAGUAAAUUAAAAUAUGAGUCCGGUGUUCACCGGGUUCAACGUGUUCCUCAAACAGAAACACAGGGCCGUGUGCAUACUUCUACUGCGACGGUUGCCAUCAUGCCAGAGGCAGAUGAAGUUGAAGUAGUGAUUGAUCCAAAAGACAUUGAACUAACUACUGCAAGAUCUGGGGGCGCAGGAGGGCAGAAUGUCAACAAGGUGGAGACAGCAAUUGAUCUUUUCCACAAGCCGACAGGAAUCCGCAUUUUUUGCACAGAAGAAAGGACUCAACUUCAGAACAAGCAUCGGGCUUUUCAAUUGCUGCGAGCUAAACUUUAUGAGAUCAAAGUGAGGGAACAGCAGGAGAAGAUCAGGAAUCAACGAAAAUUACAGGUAGGUACAGGUGCUCGUGCUGAGAAAAUUCGGACCUACAAUUACAAGGACAAUAGGGUUACCGACCACCGGUUGAAGAUGAACUUCGAGCUCACGUCCUUUCUUGAAGGUGAUAUAGAGAAUGCAGUUCAGGCAUGUGCUGCCAUGGAACAAAAGGAACUCCUGGAAGAACUGGCUCAGUCGGCUGUGGCUUCAACCACUUGAAUUCCACCAUUUCUUGCCAAUAACUGGAGCCCUCUCAUAACACAGAUUUUCUUUGAACCAUAUGAAAUGCUAUAUGAGGUUAGGUAAAAAAUCAUUCACUAUUACUUUAUUUUUAUUAUUAUUUUUUUGUAUAUGGCCUUGGUAUGUAUGAUUGUGUACACGUACACGCACUGAGAAUUAUACCAGUUGGCUUGUGGCGCAAGUGGUCUCAAAAUAGAGGGGGAAGAAGAAAAUUAAUUAACCAACCCCAGUAGAAUUAGAUUACCGAUGCUGACGUGACUUUAUGAAAUUAAUGAUAAAUAUGUAUAGGCGAACUAUUAUUUCAAUCAAUCUCGAUUCAGUUUACAUCAUCGAUUCAUUUUACA